AUGCAUACCUUGGUGCAGUUCUAUGAUCCACCACUAAGGUGCUUUACCUUCCAAGAAUAUCAGCUAGCACCGACACUGGAAGAGUAUUCUCAUAUCUUGGGUAUCAGGAUAAAGAACCAGGUGCCCUACAUCCGCACUAAGGAACUUCCUGAGUAUCGAGAACUUUCUGAAGCUCUGCAUAUGGGAAAGAAGGAGAUAGAAUCGAACCUGAAACCGAAGGGUGGAAUCCAUGGCUUCACCUCUAAGUUUCUCGUAGACAAGGCUAUCACUUUCGCUGAAGCUGGAAGCUGGACGGACUUUAACGCCCAUCUAGCUUUACUCAUCUAUGGGAUUGUGCUUUUUCCAAAUAUGGAAGAGUUCAUGGACUUGGCUGCUAUUCACAUCUUCUUGACUCGGAACCCGAUUCCCACUCUUCUUGCUGAUACUUAUUAUUCCAUUCACGUAAGGACUCAGAAGAAGAAAGGGACUAUCGUCUGUUGUACCCCUUUACUGUAUAGAUGGUUUAUUUUGCAUAUACCUAGUGAAGGGCCCUUCAUUGAGAACAAAGAUAAUCUAAAGUGGUCCCAGAGGAUCAUGUCCUUAGAAGCCGAAGACAUUCCGUGGUAUUCUCGAGUGUACGAUGGUGUUAAGCUUAUUCUUAAUUUUGGGGAUUUUCCUAAUGUGCCUCUUCUUGGCACAAAAGGAGGGAUCAACUACAACCCGAGGUUAGCAUUGCGACAACUUGGAUAUACUAUGGUGGACAAACCUGAUCUCGAAAGUGUAAAAGGUUUUGUUUUAUACGAAGGAGUCGAAGAACUAGAGUUGCUUAAGAAGAUUGUCAAGGCUUAG
Messenger RNA from Lathyrus oleraceus (garden pea), 828 nucleotides. RefSeq lists its product as uncharacterized. Lineage: Eukaryota; Viridiplantae; Streptophyta; Magnoliopsida; Fabales; Fabaceae. Bases 1 to 828 code for a protein of 275 amino acids. The record is from RefSeq and is a predicted model, not a curated record. The transcript has a single exon.